AUGUAUUGUCCGUUGGCCGUACAUUUAGAUUACGAUCCACCGAUUUCGAGUACAGCAACACCAGUGGCAAAUGUUUCAAAUUGUGUUUUAUCUCACAAUGGUUUCCUGGACCGAUCCGACUUGAUACAGACAGUUUGUCAGCUUUAUGAAGUAGUGGAAGGCGAGCGUGUUCACUCACGGAAAACAGCCCUUAUCCAACAUGGUUCACCACUUCAUCCAUAUAGCGUUUGUAAUCCAAAUCACAGUGGUCAUGAACUGUGUUUGCCGUUAGCUGUGGAUUAUGUUUCAUCUGAUCUCGCACCUCCGACAAUGGCACAUCACUUUUAUUAUCUUCAUGUACGAGAUGCGAAAAUUCCCACUUCUUUGAAAAAUGAUAUUUACCGUCAGUUAUAUCAUACGGCACCUUUUGAUCUUUUCUCCAAGUAUACUGAGCUACGAAGUCGUUUUAAUUUGAUAUCACUGAAAGAAUGUCGGCCUCUAAUGUUGACUAUUCUUGAUUUCUGGAUUCAACGUUGUAAACGAUUAAAAAUGUCUCUAGAUGCUACGGAAUUUUUUCCAGUUCGAUUGCAGUGGGUCGAUUCGGUGUUUGAAGGUACUCAACUUGAGCGUGAUCGGCUAUCACAAAACUGGGAAGUUGGAUUUGAGGUUGAUAAAUAUGGUUGGGCCAUUGAAAUGGUGCGUGCUGAACAUGUAACUGCAUUUGCUGAAAAUUGUCCGUUGAUCUUCAUGGGUGACAAUACCUCUACACGUCUGGCACGCUAUAUCGAAUGGGGUAAACGAUUAAAUGACGUGGAUGGACGAUUUCUACAACAUUUGGGAAGCGAUAGUUGGAAAUUAGAAGAAUCUGAACGGUUGUCUACUCUAUUUCUCUUUUUGCAGAAGAUUCAUUUUGGUAAUGGAUGUAUUGCAGUGAUAUUAUCAUCUGGAGCACAUGAACUAGCUGAAGGUAUGACACCAUCGAAAUAUGGUAAACUUCUGAAAGAUAUACUUGUGUAUUUGUUGCAGUUCCAAUUGCGCAUAAUUGUGGUUCCACCAACGCCUCGUGUGGAAGACCAGUUUCUUUGGUUCCAGUAUGUGCAACAACAAAUUGAACUUAGCGUCAAGUUAUCGACUGUUGAAUUCUUGAUCCGAUCAACUCAUCAAGCGAGUGAUCGCUGUUUUUUGGAUGCUCUCAUUAUAGGAAGCCGUACAUUGGAUUCGUUUAUGUGUGAUAAUUCUGGCUUUACUGAUUUCGGAAUUAAGAAACUUGGAUUUUACCUGAUCGAAGUAAUGCAUAUCCCGAGAAUCGGUUAUAAUAGACAAAUUUCAAAGCACGAAGUGGUAACUGCGACAACUUCGAGAGGGAAUGAUGCGGUCUUUACCUGCGAUUAUAAGAAGGCAAAUAUUGCUAACGUAGAGCAACAAUCACUGAGAUUGGUUGAAGCACAUACGAACAUCUGGUAUCAGCCGAGUGUUGAUUUUGAAUCUGUUGAUAAUGUUCCAUCUUUCCCUUCAGUAGCAAGUACUGACUUACUACCAAGCAGUGUUACAUACUUAAAUGUGAAGAGUUACUCAGAAUUGGCCGGUUAUGCGGGUUCAGCUGCUGCUGGAAAUUUGUUGAUGCCACUGGCUACCAGCUUUCAGAAUUCGAGAUAUCGGAAAAAGAAAACGAAAGUCGCAGAAGCAUCACAUUCCCAAAUCAUAAAUAACAGACAUUUGCGGGAACAGGAGCAACGUGUAGUGAUUAACUCGUUUAAAAAAUUGGGGCAAUCUCCCAAGUUAUCACAUAAGAACUAUUUUACAUUAGCACAAGAGCGACGUGAUCGGCGUAGACGAGCACGGGCACACCGUGCCACCGAACAACUAAAUAACUAA
Molecule: messenger RNA, 1854 nt
Organism: Cercopithifilaria johnstoni
Lineage: Eukaryota; Metazoa; Nematoda; Chromadorea; Rhabditida; Onchocercidae
Source: the annotation of a GenBank genome assembly